This is a messenger RNA of Papaver somniferum (opium poppy), 2297 nucleotides long. Its product is annotated as protein trichome birefringence-like 2. Gene Ontology annotation, cellular component: Golgi apparatus. NCBI's taxonomy places the organism in Eukaryota, Viridiplantae, Streptophyta, Magnoliopsida, Ranunculales, Papaveraceae. The record is from RefSeq and is a predicted model, not a curated record. Gene Ontology annotation, molecular function: O-acetyltransferase activity. The coding region runs from base 368 to 1930 and encodes 520 amino acids. The transcript has 5 exons.
UGUUGUUAACGGAGAAUCUGUCAGUCGAUAUUAACUAAUUAAUAAGAUAAUUUAGAUUGCAUCUUGAUAUAAUUAAAAUCUUUUUUUUUUCUUCAUAUAAUCAAUGUACUAGAGAGAUGCAUUGGGUAUGUACAAGAAGAUCGGUCAGAGAAGUAUCAAAUCAACAGCUUCUUAAAAUUGCAUGUUAUUUUUUGGUUUGUUUGAGCUGUCAGAGAGCUUAUUAUUGUCUGUUUGCAAUUCAAAGCCACUCUAAUAAAAAAAUGCACGCAUUUUUAUAUGUCAAAACACUAGUUAAUUCCAAUGGGAUUGUCAAUCUUCUCUAAAAUGUAAAGUUAGAAGGCAAGAUCAUUAGGCAAAAUCUGUCAUAAUGAAGCUUAGUAUUUGGGACAUGUUAUCUACAUGGCCGCAUCAUGGUGGGAAGAAGAAAGCAGCAUCAGUGCUUCUUGGCUUCGGUUUUUUUCUUGGAGCUUCCGUACUUGUUCUUACGGUUAGUAGCUUCAUGUUCCCAUCUAUUUUUCCUACACUAAGUAAUCCUUUGCUUGAAGACAAUCUCGACGGAUACUAUCUCAAAUUUGGAUCUCACAAUUGGCAUCACUCUCCAAGUAUUACGACUUUUAUUACUCCGGCAAGAGAUUCCACUACCUUGAAUAAUCAAACGGAAACAUACGGUACGAGAAACAUUACUGAAAACUCAAGUGCUGGAAAAUUGGUGGAUACGGGGGAGAAUUUUGUUUCAAGUACCAUUGCUCCGCCAGGGAACUCCACUGCAGAAAACAUUUCCGCAAACUCAAAUGUUGAUGUUGCUGGAAAAUUGGUAUAUGCUGCGGAGGAGUCUGUUCCUCCAAGCUCCACAAACUUUUCUAGUGAUUGUGAUAUUUUUGAGGGGGAAUGGGUAAUGGUCAAAGAUCGAAAACAGUAUUAUGAUCCUGGAUCGUGUCCGUACCUGGAGGGACAAGCUUUUGAUUGUCAUGGUAAUGACAGACUUGACGAUGAGUACAUAAAACGGCAGUGGCAGUGGCAAUCUCACCCAAGAAAUGCAGGUUGCAAGAACAAUAUACCAAGCUUCCUCAAUGCAACCGAUUUCCUAGACAGAAUGAGAGGAAAGAAAUUAGUUUUUGCAGGAGAUUCUUUGAAUAGGAAUAUGUACAUGUCUAUGGUGUGCAUACUCUGGAGCGCAAUUCCGGACAAGAGCAGAGUUGUUAGGCCAUCAGGAGAUUUCACUACAAUAUACAAGGACUACAAUUGUACCAUAGAAUUUGUGUGGUCUGCAUUUCUAGUUAGCUAUGGUGCGGUAUCUAAAUCAAAACAGGAGACUCUAAGAUUGGACUCGAUUGAUGAGCAAGCAGCAUCCGCAUACCAUGAUGCUGAUGUUCUUGUUUUUGACUCAUGGCACUGGUGGGUUCCUGGGAAGACCAGUAACGGAAUUAACUUUUUUCGAGAAGGCAAUAACUUGUAUCCAAAGCUGGAUAUAGACAAAGCAUACAGAAAAGCCCUUGAUACUUGGAGGAAAUGGGUUGACAAGCACAUUGAUUCUAACAAAACCCAAGUUGUUUUCAGAGGAUUUUCACCAACUCAUUUCAUAGGAGGGACAUGGAACACAGGUGGAGGAUGCAACUUAGCAACAAAGCCAAUUCCAAGCAAUGCAACAUAUAUAAAACCGGCACCAAUACAAAUGAAAAUUCUCGAAAACACUCUUCAGAAAAUGAAGACUCCUGUUCUGUAUCUGAACAUUAGUAAGCUUUCAUAUUAUCGAGCUGACGCACACCCUUCCGUAUAUCGUAAUAUCUACAAAAAUUAUACUGUUCAAGAGAGAAAUAAAGCUCCUCAGGAUUGCAGUCAUUGGUGCUUACCAGGUGUACCUGAUACAUGGAAUGAGCUGUUGUAUGCUGCUCUUCUGAGAGAUGGCAAAGGAAAAUUUGGCAAAUUGUAAGAAACCUGAAAAUUGUAAUCCAUCAAAUUGAAUCUAAGAGAUAGGAAUAUAGCAAGAAACAUUAAGGUAGAAUCCACAUUUAUAUGUUAACGAGGUUAAUCACCAGCAGAAAUCCUUGCCAUGGUUACAGGUCUUACAAAAGGGUCAAAAGAGUCGUAAAAGCAAAACUAGCAUGUCUAAAUAAGCUGGUUGCAGACAGUGAAAAUGUGGUUACAUUUUUUUAGUCCUUGUAAUAGUCAAUAUUUGCACAUGAAUCUCUGGCUGGCUUCUUAUAAUUCCUAUCUCGAUUAUUAAUGCUGACUUUCACCAUCCGACUCCACCACGAUUAAUGAGAAAAGAAAAAGAAAAAGAGGUAUUAUGAGCUUGA